Drosophila sechellia is the source of this 3488-nucleotide messenger RNA. It is a transcript of the gene Grip91, whose product is annotated as gamma-tubulin complex component 3. The record is from RefSeq and is a predicted model, not a curated record. Bases 279 to 2936 code for a protein of 885 amino acids. Gene Ontology annotation, molecular function: gamma-tubulin binding; microtubule minus-end binding. The transcript is spliced from 5 exons. NCBI's taxonomy places the organism in Eukaryota, Metazoa, Arthropoda, Insecta, Diptera, Drosophilidae. Gene Ontology annotation, cellular component: gamma-tubulin complex; spindle pole; microtubule organizing center. Gene Ontology annotation, biological process: microtubule nucleation; spindle assembly; meiotic cell cycle.
CUUUGUCCAGUUUGCCAGAUUCGGUAACACUGCAUUAAAUAAUUUUAAUAAAUAAUUUGUAUGAAGUACGCGCCAAUUGGAUGCAUUUUCAUCCUAUCCGCCGAAGAUUUCACGCAUCCCGAGCAAUUGCCAGUGACUGCACGCCGAAUUAUAGCCAGGGAUCAGCUGUGCGUUAGCUAUUGGCCACCAGUUGUUGUCCACUUGCAAUUACCAAGCCAUCCAAAAUUGGCUGUUUAACGCGCGCUUGCUUGGAUUUAUAAACAAUUCAGUCCACCAGGAUGUCGCAGGACCUGAACGUCGACGACGAUGUGGCUGCCAAUGCGAGUGCUAUAUCGAAUAUCAUUAACGAGAUGAUCAUCUGCAUCAAGGGCAAGCAGCUGCCCGAAGUUCACGAUUUGGAAAUAGCUGAAUUAAGCAAAAUGGUAGCCGCCAAUAAUCUGUUCAUUCGAGACUCAAAUAUGUUGACUGAGCGCGAAUGUGUCCAGAAGAUAUUGAAACUGCUCAGCGCACGGAAGCAGGAGGAUGGCAAAACUGUGUCGGAUUACUUCCAUGAGCUGUACAGUAAACUCACGUUGAUCAACUGCGAUCCCCACAUGAGGCACUCGCUAAUGACCCAUCUGCUCUCGAUGGCCGACAAUUCGGAUGACGACAAGUCGUCUGCCAACGAAGAUCCACGUACUCAGUGCGAUAAUCUCACUCAGAUUCUGGUCAGACGACUAGACUUAAGAAGCUCUUCCUCAUCCAUUCUGAAUGAGAUGGAACUGGUCAACAGAAAUGGAGCAGGAUCAUGCCACAGUUACGAUUCCUCACAGUCCAGCUUCGGAUUCAGACAGUCCUUCCCAAACUACUUGGAGGCAACAAAGAUGUUUCCCGACUCUCAACAUGAUAUAGUGAUGAGUGCCAUUUACUCCUUCACCGGCGUUCAAGGGAAGUAUUUGAAGAAGGACGUGGUAACGGGCAGGUUCAAGCUGGAUCCGCAGAACAUCAAGUUCCUGACCACCGGCCAAGCGGGCAUGUUGCUGCGGCUCUCCGAACUUGGCUACUACCACGACCGAGUGGUCAAGUUUUCGGACGUAUCGACCGGCUUCAAUGCCAUUGGCAGCAUGGGCCAGGCCCUGAUUUCCAAGCUCAAGGAGGAGCUGGCGAAUUUUCACGGCCAAGUGGCUGUGCUUCACGAUAAAACACAGCGCUUUCGGCAUGAUGGGUGGAUGAGUGGAUUUGCAUACAAGGACAAGGAUAGCGGCGACGAAUUGACGCUAUUCAAGCUGCUCGCCUGGUAUAUAAAGCCAUUGCACCGGAUGCAGUGGCUAACCAAGAUCGCCGACGCCUGCCAGAUAAAGAAGGGCGGUGAAUUGGCAUCGACCGUGUAUGAUUUCCUCGACAACGGUAACGAUAUGGUCAAUGAAUUGGUGGAGGAUCUCCUCACUGCCAUUUGUGGCCCACUGGUGCGCAUGAUCUCCAAAUGGAUACUGGAGGGCGGCAUUAGCGAUAUUCACAGAGAGUUCUUUGUGAAGUCCAUCAAAGAUGUGGGCGUUGAUCGGCUAUGGCACGAUAAAUUCCGCCUACGAUUGCCCAUGCUGCCCAAGUUUGUGCCUAUUGAACUGGCCAAGAAGAUACUCAUGACGGGCAAAUGCAUUAAUUUUCUAAGGGAAAUCUGCGAGGAGCAGGGAAUGAUGAAGAAGCGCGACGAACUAAUGAAGGUCAUGGAAUCUAGUGCCGCUCACAUCUUUUCGUACACACCGGACACCAGUUGGCAUGCGGCCGUGGAAACGUGCUACCAGCAGACCUCCAAACACGUUCUCGACAUUAUGGUGGGUCCACACAAGCUGCUGGAUCAUCUGUACGGAAUGCGACGCUACUUGCUGCUGGGCCAGGGCGAUUUUAUCAGCAUUCUGAUCGAGAACAUGAAGAACGAACUGGAGCGACCGGGCCUUGAUGUAUAUGCUAACGAUCUCACCUCCAUGCUGGAUUCCGCUCUGCGCUGUACGAAUGCCCAGUACGAUGAUCCGGAUAUUCUAAACCACCUCGAUGUGAUUGUUCAACGUCCGUUCAACGGUGAUAUUGGCUGGGACAUCAUCUCGCUGCAGUACAUCGUCCACGGACCACUGGCCGCCAUGCUGGAGUCGACCAUGCCCACGUACAAGGUGCUCUUCAAGCCACUCUGGCGCAUGAAGCACAUGGAGUUCGUGCUGUCGAUGAAGAUCUGGAAGGAGCAGAUGGGCAACGCAAAGGCCCUUCGUACAAUGAAGUCCGAGAUCGGCAAGGCGUCACACCGCCUGAACCUUUUCACUUCGGAGAUCAUGCACUUUAUCCACCAAAUGCAGUACUAUGUGCUAUUUGAGGUCAUCGAGUGCAACUGGGUGGAGCUGCAGAAGAAGAUGCAGAAGGCUACUACGUUGGACGAAAUCCUGGAAGCUCACGAGAAGUUUCUGCAAACGAUUUUGGUGGGCUGUUUUGUCAGCAACAAAGCGAGUGUGGAGCAUUCGCUGGAGGUAGUGUACGACAACAUUAUCGAACUGGAGAAGUGGCAGUCGAGCUUCUACAAGGACUGCUUUAAGGAGCUGAGUGCCCGCAAGGAGCUGUCCAAAAUUGUGGAGAAGUCGGAAGAGAAGGGUGUUUAUGGGCUGACCAACAAUAUGAUCCUGCAGCGCGACCAGGAGGCGAAGAUGUUUGCCGAAAAGAUGGACAUCGCCUGCCGCGGCCUAGAAGUCAUAGCAACCGAUUACGAAAAGGCUGUCAGCUCUUUUCUAAUGUCUCUCAACUCCAGCGACGAUCCGAAUUUGCAGCUCUUUGGCACUCGGCUGGACUUCAACGAGUACUACAAGAAGAGGGACACCAAUCUGAGCAAACCCCUGACCUUCGAGCACAUGCGCAUGAGCAAUGUGUUCGCUUUGAACAGUCGCUUCGUGAUAUGUACGCCGUCCUGUCAGGAAUAGCGACCGAUGUUCAUUCAAUCGCUUCAUCCCAGUUCCCAUAAAUCAUCACAAAUCCCAAAUCCCAGCACUCCAUUCAGUUCAAUUGCUGCUUAAUAUUUGAGAUAUAUCGAUAUCAUUGGAGCCAAGCCAACCAAGAAAUGAAAAGCAAUCAAACAAACUAAUCCAAUUAUUAACUAAGCCUUCGAAUCGAAAACAACCUGCACCUCUAUACAUAUAUAUCUCAAGCUUUGCCGUCAAUCGUCUGGCUGCAAGCCAUCAACUUAAGAUAUCUCCAAUACAGAAUUAUUGAGUAGUUGUAACGAAAGUAUUAAGCGAGAACUUGUUUGUCGAAAAACGCAACGUUCUUUUUUGUUUGCGAAUCUCUUAAUUUUUUUACAUCGAAGCUUAUUUGAAAUAGAUUUUCCUAAGUGCGUUUGCCAAUUGCCAUGUUGUAAUUAAAAAGUAAACAUAAGAGAAUGUUACGUAUUUUAAAAGGAUGUUUUAAUAAAGUUAAUGUUUUGAAAAGUUUUAAACCGUAAUGCGAGCUCGAAAUAAACGCUACUUGCAUUGAAA